AGUGAAGCAGAAGUGAACCCCAAAGCUUACCCGCUGGCUGAUGCACAGCUCACCAAAACUCUGCUGGACCUCGUGCAGCAGUCCUGCAACUAUAAGCAGCUACGCAAGGGAGCCAAUGAAGCCACCAAGACGCUGAACCGGGGGAUCGCGGAGUUCAUCGUGAUGGCGGCGGACGCAGAGCCCCUGGAGAUCAUCCUGCACCUGCCCCUGCUCUGUGAGGACAAGAACGUGCCCUACGUCUUCGUGCGCUCCAAGCAGGCCCUGGGCCGCGCCUGCGGCGUCUCCCGCCCCGUCAUCGCCUGCUCCAUCACCAUCAAGGAGGGCUCCCAGCUGAAGCCCCAGAUCCAGUCUGUCCAGCAAGCCAUAGAAAGACUGUUGGUCUAA
Messenger RNA from Merops nubicus (carmine bee-eater), 384 nucleotides. RefSeq names its product NHP2 non-histone chromosome protein 2-like 1 (S. cerevisiae) (gene SNU13). Gene Ontology annotation, molecular function: RNA binding. The transcript has 2 exons. Gene Ontology annotation, cellular component: nucleolus; U4/U6 x U5 tri-snRNP complex; box C/D methylation guide snoRNP complex. The annotation marks the transcript as partial. Gene Ontology annotation, biological process: ribosome biogenesis; mRNA splicing, via spliceosome; maturation of SSU-rRNA. Lineage: Eukaryota; Metazoa; Chordata; Aves; Coraciiformes; Meropidae. The record is from RefSeq and is a predicted model, not a curated record.